CCUAUUCCCUUUCAGUCCCAUCCGCAUUAGGGUUUUAUCUCCCUAUCCCCCAAUCAAACUACCUACUUUAUCUAAUUUUACCUGCCCCGUUUGGUUACUGAGAAAAUUGUUUCGGCCAUUUCCUAACCCACCAAACAGAGUCCAUUACUCGUCUAUUGGCCAUAGCGACAACAACAAUUCGUGGUCUAACAGCUGCAGACACUAGUCUCUCUCAUCAGAACAAUGACAGACGAGUCCAAUUCAUCUGCAAAGAACAAGAAACCGAACGUUGAGUCCAACAAUGAGUUCGGUGACUAUGGAUUGGUAUCGAAGAAGCCGAGAAUCGAUGCAUUUGAUGAUAACCAAGAAGAGCUCAGACCAGAAGCUUCGAAUGAAAAGAACAGCAAUGAAAAUGGUUCCUCAGAAGAUAAAGAGCAAAAUCAAGAAGUGGGUUUUGAAAUUGAAGCAGAGGUGGCCGAAGAUAAGGGUUCAAGGCAUACCAUGGAGGAUGCUUGGGUUGUGCUUCCUGACGCCAGCUUGGAUUUUCCUGGAAAAUUGAGAUGUGCACAUUAUGCAAUUUAUGAUGGGCAUGGAGGCCGGCUAGCUGCAGAGUAUGCGCAGAAGCAUUUACAUACAAAUGUUCUUUCGGCAGGCUUACCACGUGAGUUGUUGGACGUAAAAACUGCCAAGAAGGCCAUACUUGAUGGUUUUCGAAGAACUGAUGAGUCCCUUCUUCAAGAAAGUGCUACAGGAGGGUGGCAAGAUGGUGCUACAGCUGUAUGUGUUUGGGUAUUAGGCCAAACUGUGUUUGUUGCUAAUAUUGGAGAUGCAAAAGCAGUGGUAGCACGGUCAUCUACUGCAGAUGGUUUGCAGAAUACUUCAGAUGGAGCAAGUUUGUUAAAGGCAAUUGUUUUGACGAGGGAACACAAAGCCAUCUAUCCACAAGAACGUGUACGAAUUCAGAAGGCUGGUGGUUCUGUGAGUUCAAAUGGACGACUGCAGGGACGCCUUGAAGUUUCCAGGGCCUUUGGGGAUAGACAAUUCAAAAAGGUGGGUGUUGUUGCAACCCCAGAUAUUCAUUCUUUUGACCUUACAGAGCGAGACCACUUCAUCAUUCUUGGCUGUGAUGGCCUGUGGGGGGUUUUUGGACCAAGUGAUGCUGUUCAAUUCGUUCACAAGCUGCUAAAGGAGGGCUUACCUGUUGCAGCUGUGAGCCGCCGCCUUGUUAGGGAAGCUAUCCGUGAGCGCCGGUGCAAAGAUAACUGUACUGCAAUUGUUAUCGCCUUCAAGCACAAGUAGUUUAAAGGUUGCUCAAAUUCUAUUCUGGAAGAAAUAACUUUUCCAUUUCUUGCGUGUAAAAUGGGCUCUCUGUUUCUUUUUUUCUUUGAAUGUCCAACAUUCCUCUUGGAUUGUUUACACUUGUUGGAAAUGUUUUUGCUGUGUUACUCGGUUUUGAUAUGUGCAAUGUCAUGGUAGCGUAUAAACACAAAUCUCAACUAUGAUACCGAUUGUAGUGCUGUGUCAAACAAUUGUAUGAUUUUUGCAGUAUUUUCAAAAUGCUGGAUGUAAAAACAUUUUGUAUGUGAAAAUGUGAUCAGGAGAUUGUGGUUUA
Messenger RNA from Camellia sinensis, 1591 nucleotides. RefSeq names its product Protein phosphatase 2C family protein. Gene Ontology annotation, molecular function: protein serine/threonine phosphatase activity. Lineage: Eukaryota; Viridiplantae; Streptophyta; Magnoliopsida; Ericales; Theaceae. Gene Ontology annotation, biological process: protein dephosphorylation. The record is from RefSeq and is a predicted model, not a curated record.